This is a messenger RNA of Struthio camelus australis, 581 nucleotides long. NCBI's taxonomy places the organism in Eukaryota, Metazoa, Chordata, Aves, Struthioniformes, Struthionidae. The record is from RefSeq and is a predicted model, not a curated record.
CAACUCUGAGGAGUAGGUCCCUCCUGGAGAGACAGUGUGCAUGCAUGUGUGCUGAGACGGGCAUCUCAGCCCAUCGCGAAGUUUCGUCUAGGUGACCUUGGGCUGAGCUUCUCUUGCUUGUUUGGAGAGCAGUUGAUUUACAAUGCAGAUUUGUCCGUCCUCGCCUGCCUGUCCCUGCCCCUCCUAAAUUUGGCUGGGAUAUGAGGCUGUUUGCUUUCUGAUGCCAACAGUGGCAAUGGCAGAGAGCCCUGCCAUAUGAGAGGCAGAGAUAGAGGAGAGGGAGCCAAGGAGGAGCGAACCGUGCAACUGCUAUUGCUUCUGGUAGCUGAGGGGCACAUCUGCAGAAGAGAAUGUCGAUGCUUUCCCCAGUCCUGCAGCCCCCAGAGGUGAAGGAGUAUCUAUCCAAGGGUGAGCGCUUCAUCAAAUGGGAUGAUGAAACAGCAAGCGCUUCUCCUGUGAUUCUUCGGGUAGAUCCAAAAGGCUUUUACUUGUACUGGACCUACCAGAGUAAGGAAAUGGAAAUUUUGGAUAUAACCAGCAUCCGAGAUACUCGAGUAGGGAGAUUUGCUAAAAUCCCCAAG